Messenger RNA from Agelaius phoeniceus (red-winged blackbird), 2865 nucleotides. RefSeq names its product DnaJ heat shock protein family (Hsp40) member A1 (gene DNAJA1). Gene Ontology annotation, molecular function: Hsp70 protein binding; ATP binding. Gene Ontology annotation, biological process: response to heat; protein folding. The record is from RefSeq and is a predicted model, not a curated record. Lineage: Eukaryota; Metazoa; Chordata; Aves; Passeriformes; Icteridae.
CCCGGGCCCGGCGCGCGGCGGGGCAGGACUUCCGGGGCGGGGCCGGUUGUUAAGCGGUGAGGCUGCGGGACCGGCCCGAACUUUCCAGAAGAGUCGGGAUCGGAGCAGCACCGAGUGGGUUCUGCGUCCGCCGCCCCGGGGGACUCCUGCCGCCGCCACCGCCGCUAUGGUGAAGGAGACCACCUACUACGAUGUGCUGGGCGUGAAGCCCAACGCGUCCGCCGAGGAGCUGAAGAAGGCCUACCGCAAGCUCGCGCUCAAGUACCACCCGGACAAGAACCCCAAUGAGGGCGAGAAGUUCAAGCAGAUCUCGCAAGCUUACGAAGUGCUGUCGGACCCGAAGAAGAGGGAGCUGUAUGACAAAGGAGGCGAGCAAGCUAUCAAGGAGGGCGGCUCUGGCGGCGGCUUCGGGUCACCCAUGGACAUAUUCGAUAUGUUUUUCGGCGGCGGGGGAAGGAUGCAGAGGGAGAGGCGAGGUAAAAAUGUGGUCCACCAGUUGUCAGUAAGUUUGGAAGAUAUGUACAAUGGUGCAAUGAGGAAACUUGCACUGCAGAAAAAUGUCAUCUGUGACAAGUGUGAAGGUCGUGGUGGUAAGAAAGGUGCAGUAGAAUGCUGCCCUAAUUGCAGGGGAACAGGCAUGCAGAUCAGAAUUCACCAGAUUGGGCCAGGAAUGGUGCAGCAGAUCCAGUCUGUGUGUAUGGAGUGCCAGGGGCAUGGGGAGCGUAUCAGCCCCAAGGACCGGUGUAAGAGCUGCAAUGGCAGAAAAAUUGUUCGGGAGAAGAAGAUCCUGGAAGUUCACAUUGACAAAGGAAUGAAGGAUGGUCAGAAAAUAACAUUCCAUGGUGAAGGGGACCAAGAGCCAGGUCUGGAGCCCGGGGAUAUUAUUAUUGUCUUGGAUCAGAAAGACCACUCUGUAUUUACAAGACGAGAUGAAGAUCUACUUCUGUCUAUGGAUAUUCAACUGGUUGAAGCACUAUGUGGCUUUCAAAAGCCCAUCACAACUCUGGAUAACAGAACUAUUAUUAUUACCUCCCAUCCUGGCCAGGUUGUUGAGCAUGGGGCUAUUAAGUGUGUGUUGAAUGAAGGUAUGCCAAUCUAUCGCAGACCAUAUGAAAAAGGACGUCUGAUCAUAGAAUUCAGGGUGAUCUUCCCAGAGAGUGGCUUCCUCUCCUCAGAUAAGCUGUCCUUACUCGAAAAACUGCUACCUACAAGGCAGGAGAUAGAAGAAACUGAGGAAAUGGAACAGGUGGAAUUAGUGGACUUCGAUCCGUCUCAAAAGCGAAAACACCACUAUAAUGGAGAAGUGUAUGAAGAUGAUGAGCAUCAGCCUAGAGGUGGUGUUCAGUGCCAGACAUCAUAAAUGGGCCAGUGAAUAACUUGUGAUGCUUGUUUUGUAUGCGGUAGUGGAUGAGUGAAGGACUACAAGCAGUUUACCCUCACCUGCUAUUUGUUGUUCUAUCCAGCCAUAGUCAUUUCUAAAAGCAUAAAGAAAUAAACUAAGUUACUAAACUGACUUUGCGAUUUGUAUAAAGCUCCAGGAUGCAAGCUGAAAUGAAGUUGACUGCACUUCACCCCUGCCUCUUGGUCCUGAAAACUCCCUUACCUGCUUGUCUUUUAUUCCAAACCUUGUAAUUCCUGUAUGUGUGCAAUUGCCCAGGCUUAAACUAAGAUUCUGUGGUGUGCUUUUUAGAAAUUCUAGAUCUUACACUCUGUGAAUAAAGUAUGCACAAGUACUUAUAAUCCAUGGUAAAAUGUAGUAAAGUUUUGUACCAAUUAGUAUAAUAAUGUGUGGGCUUGUACUGGUGUUCGUUAAACAGGGCCUGGCUGUAAUGCACCCACAUGGUAGAUGAGGCUAACACAGAUGUGGUCAAUCUUCACAGGCCCAUUAAUGUAAUGAGAUCCCCAAGCUCUCCACACUAUUCCACAUGAGGUCAGAUAGUCCUUUCCUGUGCCAGCGUUCGUCCUGACCCCAGAGCUAGGUGUGGAGCUUGCUUUGUUUCAUCAGUGACUCAUGUUUGGCUGCUGUCCUGCGCCACACUGCCUGUGGAGCCAGGGGUUGCUUGGAGCGGCCUUGGCUACUGUGCAUUAGUAAAAUCCUCUAGGCUUUGUCAGCAUGCAGGUGGCUUGAAAGGUCAGACUGCUGCUAGGUGAAGCUUGAUUUCCACCCUGAUUACUGAAAUCAGAUACCCUGGGUGUGUUGUGGAGAGCGGCACCGGUCCUCUUAGUGGGUAUAUGUGAUCCUGCAAAGGAAAGAAGGCUGUUGAAAACAACCAACCACUGCAUCUAGGAUGUUCUGCAAUGAAUGUAUUGUGUGCAUUAUUUCAAGCUGACUCUUAUAUUUCUGUAUGAAUGUUCUAAUUAUUGUAGAUGAAGUGUUUCCGAUAUAAUUACAAAAUUGUUCAUUGCCUCUUUUCUUAGACCAGAUGUUGGUUCAAAAACACCACCCCCUUCUUUUUAGACAGCUAUUCACAGAAAAAUCUUUAAAACCUUCUUUCAGAAAAUAUGCUGAGAGGACAUGUCCAGAUUUAACCUCUCGUGUGGUAGUUUAGUCUUAACCAUCUGGCUUGGGACAGAGCUUAUGCUUUUCUGCUUGGAAGCAAAAGUGUCGCGAGGAGAACUCAUCUAAGUAGCUGCUGCGUGGCAGUACAUGUAUUGUAACCUGAAUAUCUGGAAGCUCUUAGACAAAACAUCUCUAGUUUAUCUAAGUGUUACAAGUUUCAUUGUAUAAAGACAGCUAGUAUACCAUGGAUUUUGUACCUCAAAUGUGGUCCCUUUCAGGUACUUACAGAACUGUGAUAUUUCACCUGCAUGUUUCACCUACUUUUCUGUUUUCUUUCUCAACAGAAAUAAAAUUCUGUAGGCCAA